AUGUAUAGAGUGAACAUGAUCAAAAUUUUCCUAGCCAUAAUGUUAUGCGUCCUGCUCCGGAUCAACAUUUCAAAUGCAGAUACUUUUUCUGUUGAUGGCGCCAAUGGUUGGGGCUUUAACAUGAAUGGAUGGCCUAAUGGCAAAAUUUUCGACGUCGGUGAUGUCGUUGAGUUUAAGUAUAAAAUUGGAAUGCACAACAUGGUGAUAGUGAAUAAACUUGGAUUCGACUCUUGCAAUGCUACUGGAGGAGAAGUGCUAAGUUCAGGAGAUGAUCAAGUAUUAGUUCCAAAAGGGACAACCUAUUUCAUCUGUAGUAUCGGAGAUCAUUGCGCUAAUGGUGUCAAGGUUGCCAUCAUAGGCAAAUGAUUCGCUCUUAAACUCUAUACUUAUCAAAAUCUGACAGUUUCAUUUUAUUCAAACAAUUGUAAUCUAGAAUUAGUAUAAUUUUUUAUUUAUUAUACAGUCCAUAUAUACCCUUUGUUUGUGGAGUGAUUGCCAUUUCAUUUUACUCUGUUUCAAGAGUGAUGCAUGUAAAUAGAUGGACACAUGUUGAUUCAAG
This is a messenger RNA of Lycium barbarum (goji berry), 559 nucleotides long. Its product is annotated as basic blue protein-like. Gene Ontology annotation, cellular component: plasma membrane. NCBI's taxonomy places the organism in Eukaryota, Viridiplantae, Streptophyta, Magnoliopsida, Solanales, Solanaceae. The record is from RefSeq and is a predicted model, not a curated record. The coding region runs from base 1 to 366 and encodes 121 amino acids. Gene Ontology annotation, molecular function: electron transfer activity. The transcript is spliced from 2 exons.